AUGAGGUUUAAUAAACCAGCUGUUGAUUCUUUUUAUAAUUUGUUGGCGUCUUGCAUGAAAAAACAUUCAUUUCCUCCUGAUAGGAUUUAUAAUGUUGAUGAGACGGGGUUGACGUGCGUUGCUAAGAGUCAAGGAAAAAUAACAGCAGUUAAAGGUAGAAAACAAGUCGGUAAACUAUCGUCAGCGGAGAGGGGACAAAAUGUUACUGCUACUAUUUGUUUCUCUGCCGCAAAGCAUUAUGUACCUCUACUAUUAAUUUAUCCAAGAAAACGCUUAGCACCUACAUUCCUUACUGGAACACCUCCAUCAACUUAUGGUGUAACACAUCCCUCUGAGUGGAUACAAUCGGAAAUAUUCGUAAAGUGGAUACAACAUUUAAUAAAACACACAAAACCUACUGAAGAACACCCAGUUCUAUUACUUUUAGAUGGACAUGCUACUCACGUGAAAAACUUAGCAGUUUUAGAAUUAGCAAGAAAAAACUUCAUUACAGUGCUCUGCUUCCCUCCACAUACAACACAUAAACUUCAACCUUUAGACGUUAGUUUCAUGCGCCCAUUAAGUAUGUAUUAUAGUCAAGAAAUAAAUAUUUAUCUACUUAACCAUCCAGGACGGGUUGUGACAUUACAUGAAAUUGGAAAAAUAUUUGUUACUGCUUACAACAAAGCUGCUACAGUUAAAAAUGCUGUUUCGGGAUUCAAUAAAACUGGUAUUUACCCUUAUAAUCCGGAAGCUUUUAGUGAGGAAGAUUUCAUAGCAGCUGAUACUACUGAUAUUCCAAUGUCAACUUCAACAGACAUUGAAUCAUCAUCUAAUUUGACAUCAUCUGAUACUACUGAUAUUCCAGUAUCGACUUUAACAAACAUUGAGUCUUUAUCUAACUUGAAAUCCAAGACACCAUCUACAUCAACUCAUUUGCCAAACAUUGUACUUGCUUCUACUGCAAUGACGGAGAUUGCUUCAACAUUAUCUACUGAGUAUUCAAGUAUUGAAACUACAUCUAUAAAUCCUACAAAUAACAUUAUGACCAAUAUGUCAACGCCUCAAUCAUGUAUAUUGAAACGAAAAAGCUUUGAAGUUUCACUCAAAGAUAUAAUUCAAAUUCCUAAAGCCACUAAAAUAAGAUAA
Messenger RNA from Rhopalosiphum padi (bird cherry-oat aphid), 1128 nucleotides. RefSeq lists its product as uncharacterized. NCBI's taxonomy places the organism in Eukaryota, Metazoa, Arthropoda, Insecta, Hemiptera, Aphididae. Gene Ontology annotation, molecular function: DNA binding. The record is from RefSeq and is a predicted model, not a curated record. Gene Ontology annotation, cellular component: nucleus. Bases 1 to 1128 code for a protein of 375 amino acids. The transcript has a single exon.